Messenger RNA from Mya arenaria, 3362 nucleotides. Its product is annotated as N-acetyl-D-glucosamine kinase-like. The record is from RefSeq and is a predicted model, not a curated record. Gene Ontology annotation, molecular function: N-acetylglucosamine kinase activity. The coding region runs from base 55 to 1083 and encodes 342 amino acids. The transcript is spliced from 9 exons. Lineage: Eukaryota; Metazoa; Mollusca; Bivalvia; Myida; Myidae.
UUACGAAAGUCAAAUAAUCGGACCAAGCGUACCACCGACAACAAGCUGCAGAAGAUGUCAAAAUUUCAUUAUUACGGAGGAUUAGAAGGGGGUGCUACCCAGUCCAAGUUUGUGUUGUACCGGUCAGAUGGGCAGAUCCUGGCAUGGAGCAAGGGGGAAUGUACCAACCAGUGGCUCAUAGGACAAGAUGAAUGUUGCAAACGAAUACACAAAAUGGUGGAGACGGCAAAACAGACUGCUAAACUUCCUGCUGAUACUAGAUUGAAAGCUUUGGGUUUGUCAAUGAGUGGAGCUGAUGAGGAAGAAAGUCAGAAACAGCUGAUAGCCCAGAUCAAAUCACAAUAUGGCGGGGACUGUGAAGAGGUUUAUAUCGCCAGUGACACAUGGGGGGCUCUUUUCACUGCCACACCGGCUGGUGGUAUUGUGCUAAUUGCUGGCACUGGCUCUAACUGUCAAUUGAUCAACCCUGACAACACUUCUAAACGGUGUGGUGGAUGGGGUCAUCUCCUUGGCGAUGAGGGGUCGGCGUACUGGAUCACCCAGCUGGCGCUCAAGACUCUCUUUGACCAUGAUGACAAUUUAAACAUCUGUCCCAACAGUGUUGAAAAAGUCAGGGAUAUCAUGAAAGACUACUUUAAGAUCUCAGAUAAAGUGGGCAUGCUUGACCACAUGUAUUCCAAGUUUGACAAGUCAAAUGUAGCAGGGAUGUGCAAGCAUUUGGCAAAAGGAGCAGAAGACGGGGACCAGCUUUGUCAACAUGUGUUCAAGGAAGCAGGAAAAGUUCUUGCCCGCCAUAUUGUAGCAGUGGAACCAGCUAUCGCACAGAGUCUACUUGAGGGAGAGGGUGGACUCCAUGUUGUGACUGUAGGCUCGGUAUGGAAAAGUUGGCAGUUCCUUAAACCAGGCUUUCUGGAGGUGUUGACAGCAGAACGGCCAGGAAGAAGAAUACGCGAGGUUACGUUACAGAGGCUAAAACAGGCGGCCAGUGUUGGAGCGGCUAGCCUCGGGGCCCGGGCUGUUGGAUUUAAACUGCCACUGGACUACAGUGCAAAUGCUGAGAUCUUCUUUCAUGGAAAAAUGUGAUGAUGUUUCCAAUUGCAGAAAUUUCCUCCUGACCAACAGUUGUUAUUAUGAUAAGAAUACUUCCAGAAAAAAAAAAUUAACAUGCAUUUUAUUUGUAUACUUAAAGGGAAAUGUCCCCGUUUUUUCUUCUUAAUAUAUCUAAUAAAAACAAUGAAUACAAUAAUUUCCCACUAGAUGCACAACAACAUGACCACGGCAUCCUUUGUGGGACCCUGAUAAAAUAUAUUUGAUUUAAAACUUGAAAUAAGAUUAAUUAAUUAAUAAACAAGAUUUUUAUUAAGAUUUGACCUAGUGACCUUAUUUUCGAUCAUAUGUGACCCAUUUUAUAUAUGUCCAAGAGCUUAUUAAGGAAAACAUUUUAAAUAAGUUUCAUGAAUAUUUGACCAUGUAUGAUGCCUCUUGUUUGUUCCAAAGAUAUUUCUAAGAUUUGACAUAGUGACCUAGUUUUUGACCCCAUGUGACCCACUUUUACAAGUAGUCGAGAUCUGAUCAAGGGAAACAUUCUGACCAAGUUGGAACAUUUUCUGAUCAAUGCCUACCAAGAUAUGGUUAUGGAUGGACGGACAAAAUAAUGGACGGACUGACAAUGCUAAAACAAUAUCCCCUCCCGAAACCUUCGGUUCGGCGGGGGAUAAAAUUUUCUGGAUAAAUCUACUAUAAAAGGUUAAAAUAAAAAAAAACCCAGCUAAUUCAUGAUACUGAUGUAAGUCUUAGUUUUGGUAUUUCCUGCUGUAACUCACAGUAAAAACAGGGAUAGUUCCCUUUAAUUGUGUAACUGUAUGUCUACAGACAGCCUUUAAAUUUGUGAUGUAAUGUUGUUUCAUGAGAACAUGUAAUUAUUUCAACUGUUGUCUUAAUUAUUAUCGGCAAAAAAAAAUAUAAGUGGAUUGAAAUUUAUUUGUUUUUUACUGAAUGUUGCAUUAAUUAUUGUGCAAGAGUUUGUGAGAAAACUUUCGUAGACAUUUUAUCAUAGAAUCAAGCAAUCAGGUGGUUGUUGUCAGUUUGUUUUGCUCGAAUGCAUCUUGAAUAAAUUAUGUUUGAUCACGUUUCAUUGUGCAACAUUUUCUUUUAUAUUGCAUUCAAUAUUCACCCUUGUCUCUUAAAAAUGGAAAAACGGUGUUGAUUUAGAUAAUUUUUGUCUUGAGGAAAUAACUGGUUAUAUAUAUAAUGUAUUUAAAAGUAUAUUUCAUGUGCAAGAGGGUUCAUAACCUUUCAAAGAUUUAGGGUACCGUAAUUGAUAGAUUGGUUUAGUUUCUAACUAUCAUUCAUGUCUAGGAAACUGACAGCUAUUAUUUACUGCAAAGGUUUUAGUAAAUAUUUAUAAAUGCAUACUGUUUAAAAUUAAGCAAAAGAGUUAUCGUCACAGACUUGGUGUUGUUGAUGUCGUUAAUAGUGCUGAUAUGCAAAGAACUUUAACCUUGUGUUGACAAGCCCAUUGACUGAUGAAUUACAUUCCUUGAUUGACUGAUGAAUUACGCCCCUUGAUUGACUGACGCCCCGCGAUUGACUGAUGAAUUACGCCCCUUGGUUGACUGAUGAAUUACGUCCCUUGAUUGACUGAUGAAUUAUGCCCCUUGAUUGACUGAUGAGUUACGCCCUUUGAUUGACUGAUGAGUUACGCCCCGUGAUCGACUUAUGAAUUACGCCCUUGAUUGACUGAUGAAUUACGUCCCUUGAUUGACUUAUGAAUUACGCCCCUUGAUUGACUGAUGAGUUACGCCCCGUGAUCGACUUAUGAAUUACGCCCCUUGAUUGACUGCUGAAUUACGCCCCUUGAUUGACUAAUGAAUUACGCCCUUGAUUGACUGAUGAAUUACGUCCCUUGAUUGACUGAUGAGUUACGCCCCUUGAUUAACUGAUGAAUUACGCCCCUUGAUUGACUGAUGAAUUGCUCAUUGAUUGACUGAUGAAUUGCUCAUUGAUUGACUGAUGAGUUACGCCCCUUGAUUGACUUAAGUUUAACAGACCAGAGUUGGCAACCUCUUGUGUUGUAGUGUCUUAAGCUGAUAAAUUGUUGUCUGCUGGACAGAUAUGUGGCAUAUGUUUUGUAUAUGUGGAAAUGGUGCAUUGUAUUAUUGUGGUCGAUGAUGGCCUACAUUGUAUUUACUUGUUCAUGUACUUUAUUGAUACGUUUUAUUGAAGCGUUCAAUGCCUAUUGCAAUACACGUGGUGUUCGUGUUUGUUUGCUUCUGGAAUGUGAUUUUGUGUUACACUAUAAUCAGAUCAUUUUAGAUCAUUGUACUUGAAGGGAAUGCGGACAAUAAUAAAGAUAAAAAUGG